Molecule: messenger RNA, 3267 nt
Organism: Ciona intestinalis (vase tunicate)
Lineage: Eukaryota; Metazoa; Chordata; Ascidiacea; Phlebobranchia; Cionidae
Source: RefSeq, a predicted model, not a curated record
AUAGCCAGUCAAUGAUAUAUAGUAGCCAAUGUCUGUUAUAACCAGGCAUGGUCACAUAGCGUGUUUUAAUACAAGUAGAUCUACAUGGUAUAUAGUUAGCGGCGAACUAAAGUUUUAAACUGCAGCAAAUUGCAGACAUAAGGUCUUGCAAAAGUAGCCUACGAGUAUUACAUUAGCCAUUCGGUGAUCAAGUUAUUUUACACAGGAAUCAUGCUUAAUGUUGAGUUUGGAAGUUCGUAAUAAUAUGUUAGUUGCAAUUAAACUGCAAGCCUUAUCGUUGCACGAAGUAUAUUAUAUACCAGACUUUACUAUAUAUAGAAUCAGAAAGAAUACAGUUACGAAUCCCCGACGAAACAAGUUUCUAAUAUUAAAUCGUGAAACAUUAUAAAAGUGAAUGGAUUAAACUUAUCACGCUUAAAUUAUAUCAAGUCUUCAGGGUAUAUACUUUUCGCCGGUUCUAAAUUAUUUUUCGCAAGACUUGUUUUUUAUACAAAAUCUUAACCUAAACGAAUGUGCAGUUAUAGGUUUAAUAUUAUGUGUUACUUGCAAUUACAGUGCAAGGAGAACCGUUGCAAAAUUACAACCAUAAGUUGCAAGAUAUUAAGAUUAUGUAUUGACCUCAUAUAUUUUGUAUUUCAGAAAUCUAGCCGGUAGUUUGACAUAUUUAUACGAUGACGUGUAUCUCUCUAGAGGAGCUCGACCUCUCUUCAAUAUUCUCCAACAGCAGCAGCUAUUUCACCAGUUACGCCACAAACCCCAUUAUGACGUCACAAAAACGGACGCCUUCACGACUGAAGCGAGCAAGCAGCGACGUUUUGUUGUCAGAUACAGCGGUUUCGCCGGUAAGUCGAGAAGUUUCGGGGGUUUUAUCGGAACUGGACGAACUGAAGAGAUGCGUGGAGGGAAAUUAUAUCGGAAUCGAUGCGGAAAAGAGCGAUAUCUCGAUACUUGAGGAACUUAGUAAUAUGGCGUCCGGUUGUAGCGAUUCAGACGUCGCUUACUCGUCCCCGGAUUCGAGGUACGGGUCAACUGGUAACCUUACCAGCAAGACAAGUUUCGGAUCGGGAAUGGGUUUCCGUGACGCUGGGAUUGGAGGGCCAGUUUCCCGUGGAAGUUCGCUACGAAACCCCGAUAUUCGGGGCAAACGUAACUCCAUUGAGGUGAAGCAAGAAAACGAACAAAACCCGAUCGAGUUUGUUUUAGAAAGCUUCCUCAACUCAAACGAAACCUCCAAACCCAGGAUCCAUGAGAGCAGAGUUGAAGACAUCCAGUUCACAGGACCCCCUAUUAGCAGCAUUGAGCCGACAAUCACAUUUGCAUCAACAGAGGAGAAUCACAACGACACAGUGAAAGCUAUGAUGCAAUACUUAACCGAGACCAACCAAAUGUGUCAAGAAAACAGUGUUCCCGAGCAAAUAAUCUUCAGCGACUUAAACAGUGUUUCCGCAUCCGAUUCUCUUCCAAGCGUUGAAGAAUUGCUUCAAAUUCCGAACGAAAAAAGCCGCAGUUUUAAACCUGACCACACUGCGAAGCACCAGCCGACGCUGAACCGCCCAAAACAUUUCCACAACCAAGUAGUCAACCAGCCACAUGUACCAAUCCUAAACCCAGAGUUACAAAGCUUUGAAAACUUCAGCCCCGUGAUAAACAACAGUCUCAUCACUCCAACCAACACGUUCACAUCCAACCGCAUGAUGGAGCUAUCACCACUAUCAGAUCUUCAUAGUUUAUCGCAGGAUGAAGACAUGGACACAAAGAUGUCGCAUUAUCACCAUACAAGCCACCCAAACGGCCAUCAAUGUUUAGUAUGGGCAUGCAAAGCGUGUAAACGUAAAACUGGGCCACACGACCGACGGAGGGCGGCAACACUACGAGAGAGACGACGCCUUAAACGUGUCAACCAAGCGUACGACGCCCUUAAGCGUUGCGCAUGCGCAAACCCGAACCAGAGACUUCCGAAAGUUGAGAUUCUUCGCAACGCGAUAACCUACAUAUACAAUCUACAACAUAUGUUGUAUGGCGACCAACAGUCUGAUGCAAAAUCACCAGAAACCAAACCAGAAACGACUUUAAGCUUGGGCGAAACUUUCGUUAGCAAAACCGAAGUUGAUUCGCCGUUUUAUCAGUCCGAUGACGUCAGACUUACGUCAUCAAGGACGUCAAGCCCGGUUGAGUCCCUUCUUGAGUCCACGUCAUCGUCCUUCAUAAUGUCGGAUUUGGGCGACGAAAAUACUCAACCUCAGGAUACGUUCCCGGUAAACUUGCUUACUGAUGACGUCACCAGACCCUCGUCAACAACCCCUGACGUCAUCGCUGUCGUAAACGAACCAACAACAACAACGGAAGAUCGAAACUCGAGCCCUGUGACGUCAGUGAGCAACAGCGACACCAAGGGAGCUUCUAGUUUGGUUUGUUUGACGUCGAUCGUGGAAAGGAUCGAUUAAAAGAAGAAGUAGCGAGUCUACAAGAUUCAUAUGAUGUUGUAUACAAGCAGAAGCGUAACGUUGGGGGUGAAUGGCCUGUCACCUUAACUUUUGAUACGGAGUGCUAACAUAGGUUUUAGCACCCAAGUUUUACUCCAAAAACAGCAUUUAUUCCAGUUGGUCCAUUAUUGCCAAAAAAACUACAGUAAUUUAAAUAUUGUAUCAAAACCACCGCAUUUCGGGUGUCACUUUUCAAAUUUCCGCGAAAAAACUUUUCGUUAUACUGUAUGAUAUUUUCCACUACCGUGUAAAUAUGUUAGUAUUGUUACGUUUAUAUACUAGGUAUAAUGUGUGCCACAUAUUUCUAAUUGAAAUCCGAAACAUUCAUUUUUGCCACCGAAGAUUCCAAUCAUGACGUUAUAACUGCCAAAAAUUUAACUCGUUUUUAUGUAAGACUGAAAUAUGUCCGUGCAGUAUAUUAGUUGUUGUCUAGCAGUAAUUCGCAACACUUUUGAAAACCAAAACGAAUGUGCUUUGUAUUACAUUCACAAGUGUAAAGUAAGUAAUAUAUAGCAGUAGGGCGGGGUAAGAUGGGACACCUUUGACACAUAAUAUCCAAUUUUUCCUAACCGCUUUUUUAACAAUUACCAACGCUAUGUAGUCGCGUGGGGAUAUGGUUAUAGAAUUCUGUAAAUAUUCUUUGUUUACAACCGAAUGUGACGAUAAAAAAAGACUAAAACAUGGGCCAUCUUACCCCAAACUACUAUAUGUUUAACAUAGAUCGUGAUUCAGUAAGCGACUCGUUUUAAAAUGUCAAUACAUCUGUCAAUGUUAAGCGUUUGAA